Molecule: messenger RNA, 2393 nt
Organism: Anguilla anguilla (European eel)
Lineage: Eukaryota; Metazoa; Chordata; Actinopteri; Anguilliformes; Anguillidae
Product: tripartite motif-containing protein 35-like
Exons: 11
Coding region: 228-2393 (721 amino acids)
Biological process (GO): protein ubiquitination
Molecular function (GO): protein binding; zinc ion binding; ubiquitin-protein transferase activity
Source: RefSeq, a predicted model, not a curated record
ACCUUUUAAAAAGAUUCUAAUGUAUGUUUUCCAGAAUUUAAUGAAUUUCAGAAAAAAAUAUAUUGGAGGGAAAAACAAUGCGAGACUGAGAAGAAGAACAGAAAUUAGAGAGAUUUUAAAGAGGCUUUUUUUACCUGCCGUUUGAGUAACAGCAGUGAGUGAAACUGAAACUUAAGCUACUGGAUUUAGCAGAAAUCAUUACUGAGCUCAGAACAGACUGAGACAGAAUGGCGUCUGGAUCUUCUCUCCUGGAUGAGGAGCUCUCCUGUCCUGUGUGCUCUGAAAUCUUCAGGGAUCCUCUUGUCCUGAGUUGCAGUCACAGCUUCUGUAAGGCCUGUCUGCAGCAGUACUGGGAACAGAAGGGAUCUCGGGAGUGCCCAGUGUGCAGGAGAAGAUCUUCUAUGGAUUCACCUCGCCCUAACCUGUCUCUGAGCAAUAUCUGUGAGGUGUUCUUAAAGGAGAGAAGUCAGAGAGCUAAAGCAGGAUCUGAAGUGCUCUGCAGUCUGCACAGUGAGAAACUCAAACUCUUCUGUUUGGAGGAUCAAAUACCCGUCUGUGUUAUCUGCCAAACUUCAAAAAAACAUGAAAACCACAAAAUGCGACCAGUUCAAGAGGCUGCAGAAGAGUAUAAGGAGAAACAAAGGACUGCACUGCAGGAGAAGCUAAAAGCCUUUAAUGCAGUGAAACUAGACUGUGAUCAAACAGCAGAGCACAUCAAGAGCCAGGCCCAGCACACAGAGAGACAGAUAAAGAUGGAGUUUCAGAAACUUCAGCAGUUCCUAAAAGAUGAAGAGGCAGCUAGGAUCACUGCACUGAGGGAGGAAGAGGAGCAGAAGAGUCAGCUGAUGAAGGAGAAGAUUGAGAAGAUGACAGAAGAGAUAUCAUCCCUUUCAGAACAAAUCAGAGCCAUAGAACAGGAGCUGGGAGCUGAAGACGUCUCAUUCCUGCAGAGCUACAAAGACGUGGAGAAACGGUGUGUGAUGAGAGACAGAAUGGCGUCAGGAUCUUCUCUCCUGGAAGAGGAGCUCUCCUGUUCUGUGUGCACUGAAAUCUUCAGGGAUCCUGUUCUCUUGAGUUGCAGUCACAGCUUCUGUAAGGCCUGUCUGCAGCAGUACUGGAAACAGAAGGGAUCUCGGGAGUGCCCAAUUUGCAGGAGAAGAUCUUCUAUGGAUAAACUUCCCUUUAACCUGUCUCUGAGGAAUACCUGUGAGGCAUUCUUAAAGGAGAGAAGUCAGAGAGCUAAAGCAGGAUCUGAAGUGCUCUGCACUCUGCACAGUGAGAAACUCAGACUCUUCUGUUUGGUGGAUCAAAUACCCGUCUGUGUUAUCUGCCAAACUUCAAAAAAACAUGAAAACCACAAAAUGCGACCAGUUCAGGAGGCUGCAGAAGAGUAUAAGGAGAAACUCAGGACUGCACUGGCUCCACUGCAGGAGAAGCUAAAAGCCUUUAAUGCUGUGAAACUAAUCUGUGAUCAAACAGCAGAGCACAUCAAGAGCCAGGCCCAACACACGGAGAGACAGAUAAAGAUGGAGUUUGAGAAACUUCAGCAGUUCUUAAAAGAUGAAGAGGCAGCCAGGAUCACUGCACUGAGGGAGGAAGAGGAGCAGAAGAGUCAGAUGAUGAAGGAGAAUAUUGAGAAGAUGACAGAAGAGAUAUCAUCCCUUUCGGAACAAAUCAGAGCCAUAGAACAGGAGCUGGGAGCUGAAGAUGUCUCAUUCCUGCAGAGUUACAAGGACACACAAAACAGAGCCCAGUGCACACUGGCGGAUCCAGAGAAGGUCUCAGGAGCGCUUAUUGAUGUGGCCAAGCACCUGGGCAAUCUGAAGUACAGAGUGUGGGAGAAGAUGCUGGGGACUGUUCAAUACACUCCUGUGACUCUGGACCCAAACACAGCACAUCCCAGACUCUCAUUGUCUGAGGAUCUGACCAGUGUGAGACUCAGUGAUGAGAGACAGCAGGUUCCUGAUAAUCCAGAGAGAUUUGAUGAGUGGCCGUGGUGUGUGCUGGGCUCUGAGGGAUUCAGCUCAGGGAGACACUGCUGGGAUGUAGAAGUGGGGGAUGGAGGUUACUGGGAGGUGGGUGUGGCUAAAGAGUCCUUCAGCAGGGAUAGCGCUUUCAAUCUGCGCCCAGAAGGAGGAGUGUGGAGUAUACAGCAGCUCUAUGGGAAAUACGAAGCCCUGACCUUCCCACCUGAAGUCCUCACUGUGCAGAGGGAACUCCAGAGGGUCAGAGUGCAGCUGGACUGGGACAGGGGGGAGGUGUCAUUCUCUGACCCCAGUGACAACACUCCUCUCUACACUUUUAAACACUCCUUCACUGAGAGAGUGUUUCCAUUCUUCUGGCCUGGUUCUCUGCGGAUCUGUCCUCUGAAGGUGUCUGUAAGAGUGGAAUAG